UUUCUACGCAAAACAAACACAGGGGCAGAUGUUUCUCGGGACGACGCUGUCGAAGUUCAAAUUAGGGCACUCUGUCGAUGAAAAAUAAUAACUAUUGCUAAUCAUCCUCGGACGAAAUCUUUCGUGUCGCAUCGCAAAAUAGGCCAAGAUUGAGACCCAGUCGGAGACUUUUAGUCUAAUUACUGCUCCGGAUCGCCUCCAUUGCCGCCGAUCGUCUCCGAUAAGUAUUAAGGGGAAAGGGAAAACGAGAGAGAGGGUGGAACAGCUGAAAUGGAGAAUGAUGAUUCUGAGCUAGGGUUUCAGGACUUUUGGGGCAGUUUUACUGGAAAGAGAUAUGGGGGUCGCAAGAGAGCUAUCCAUCAUGAGAGAAGCGAGAGUUCUGAUUAUGAUGAUGAGCGUGAAAGUGUGUUGAUGUCUAUGAAGGAACCAAAGCCAACACAUUCUUCAAGUGGAGGGGUGAAAUUUGGGUCGGUUGGUGAGUCUUCCUGCUCAUUCAAGAAGAUUGUUACAGUCAGAGAUGAUUGUGAGCGUGGCGGUAGGAAUAAAAAGCUCAAAAUGACCUCCUAUUCGACGAAUGAGCUUACUACUUUUGAAAAUGAGAUUCACUAUCCUACACCAGUUCAGAAGGAAACUGACUCUAUGAAUGUACUUGAAUCUAAUGUUAUGAACAGUAACACGAGAAGUGACUAUGUUGCUCGUAAAACAGACUAUUUAGAUGCUUCGAUGGAUCUUCCAGAUGACAUAUUGCAUGCAGUUUUCUCUUUCUUAGACCUCAUUGAUCUCUGUCAAGCAGCAGGGGUUUGCAGGCAGUGGAGAGACACAAGUUGUCAUGAAGACUUUUGGCGGUUUUUAAAUUUUGAGAAUAAGGCCAUGUCUAUCGAACGAUUUGAAACCAUGUGUGACCGAUAUCCAAACGCUACAAGUGUGAAUGUCUAUGGUACUCCGAGAAUUGAUCUUCUUGGAAUGAGAGCAGUAACUUCAUUGAGAAAUCUUGAGAGUUUAACUCUGGGCAAAGGCCAGUUACCGGAGGCAUUUUUCCAAGCAUUAACUGAUUGCCGCAUGUUGAAUAAAUUAGUUAUCAAUCAUGCUACUUUGGGGAGUGGCCCUCAGGAAAUACCCAUUUCAAAUGAUAGAUUAGUUGAGCUUCACAUACUGAAAUGCCGUCUGCUCCGCAUAUCUGUCAGAUGUCCACACCUUGAAACCUUGUCUCUCAGGCGUAGUAGCAUGUCUCAUGCAGUACUCAAUUGUCCCAUUUUGCAAGAACUUGAUAUUGCUUCCUGUCACAAGCUUUCUGAUGGUGCAAUUUGUUCAAUAGCAACAUCCUGCCCACUAUUGGAAUCCUUGGAUAUGUCGAAUUGUUCGUAUGUGAGUGAUGAGACACUUGGGGAAAUAGCCCGGGCUUGUAGAAAUCUCCGAAUUCUUGAUGCCUCAUAUUGCCCAAACAUCUCACUUGAAGGUGUGAGACUGCCAACGUUGACAGUUCUUAAGCUGCAUAGUUGUGAGGGCAUUACUUCUGCUUCAAUGGCUGCUAUAGCUUUUAGUUACUUGCUGGAGGUUCUUGAGCUUGAUAAUUGCAGCCUAUUGACAUCAGUAUCUUUGAAUCUUCCAUGCCUGAAGGAUAUACGGCUUGUACACUGCCGGAAAUUCGCUGAUUUAAAUUUACAGAGUGGAGGGUUGUCAUCAGUUACAAUUUCUAAUUGCCCUUCCCUCCAGAGAAUCAGUAUUACAUCGAAUGUCCUUGAGAAAUUAGUGUUGCAAAAGCUAGAAAGCUUGAAAGAGUUAGCACUGCUAUGCUCUUGUCUGCAAGAAGUAGACCUUUCUGAAUGUGAAUCCUUGACGAAUUCCAUUUGUGAAGUUUUCAGCAGUGGAGGAGGCUGUCCUGUAGUGAGGUCAUUGGUCCUUGAUAAUUGUGAGAGUUUGACGACAGUGAGCUUCUGCAGUAAAUCUUUGGUCAGUCUUUCACUUGGUGGUUGCCGUGCAAUUACUUCUGUUGAACUUAGAUGCCCUCAACUCAAGCAUGUCUCAUUAGAUGGUUGUGAUUAUCUUGAAAGAGCAUCAUUUUCGCCUGUGGCUCUUAGGACCUUGAAUUUGGGCAUAUGUCCCAAAUUGAAUGUGCUACAUAUCGAAGCUCCAUUGAUGGUUUCACUUGAACUGAAGGGAUGUGGUGCAUUAUCAGAAGCAUACAUCCAUUGCCCCCUUCUAACAUCUUUGGAUGCCUCAUUCUGCAGCCAACUCAAGGAUGACUGUCUGAGUGCUACAAUAUCUAAUUGCCCACUAAUUGAAUCAUUGGUCUUGAUGUCAUGCCCCUCCGUUGGUCCUGAUGGACUUUCGUCCCUCCUUGGCCUGCACAAGUUGACUUACCUUGAUUUAUCGUACACAUUUUUGGUAGAUCUGCAGCCGGUCUUUUUCUCAUGUUUGCACUUGAAGGUUCUAAAAUUGCAAGCAUGCAAGUAUCUCUCUGAUGCGUCGUUAGAGCCUCUCUACAAAAGUGGUGCCCUUCCAGCUUUGAAUGAACUGGACUUGUCCUACGGCACACUCUGCCAGUCAUCAAUUGAGGAGUUACUUGCUGGCUGUAUGCAUUUAACUCAUAUCAGUUUGAACGGUUGUGUGAACUUGCAUAACUUGGAUUGGGGAUCUCAACCUGAUAAGCUAUCUGAAAGUAGUACUUCCGAUGCAUCGUCAUCUAGCCAUUAUUUUUCAGAAAGUGUCAUGUACGAGGGCCAACCUAGCUGCCUAUUGCAGAACCUCAGCUGCGUCGGUUGCCCAAAUAUCAAGAAAGUGGUUAUUCCUCCCACAAUAAGAAGCUUCCAUUUAUCAUCGAUAAACCUUUCUUUGUCUUCAAAUUUAAAGGAAGUUGACAUAUCUUGUUGCAACUUGUUACUUCUCAACUUGAGCAACUGUUACUCGGUGCAUAUCUUGAAGCUCAACUGUCCAAGACUGACGAGUCUUCUGAUUCAAUCCUGUAAAGUCGACGAGGAAACUGUUGAAACAGCCAUUAUGCCAUGCCACAUGCUGGAGACACUCGACGUCCGCUGUUGCCCCAAGAUAUCUUCAUUGAGCAAUGGCACCUUUCGCAAAGCUUGCCCGAGUUUAAAGCGCAUAUUCAACGGCACAUUCAACGGCGCAGCGCCGUGAGACAGAGAAAAAUAAAAGGCAUGCACUCUCCAUACAUCAUCUAGAAUUGGGUUAUGACCCAAUAUAUGAUUUAUAGAUUGUUUUUUUUUUUUUAAUGACGUGGGAACCGACAGCUGCAACUACGGGAAGUUGUCAUUUGUGAUUAUACUUAGCAGUGAUUGUAUGUAUGUAUGUAUGUAUGUAUGUAUGUAUUGGUAGGGUUAAGAGCUUCUUUGCACACAUUUUGGUGGGAGAUUUUCAGAAUUGAGUGCUACUUAUUUAUUUCUAAGCCAAAGCCAACUUUAUUGAACUAUGAAAUGGCUUUAGCUUGGGUGACUA
Molecule: messenger RNA, 3453 nt
Organism: Andrographis paniculata
Lineage: Eukaryota; Viridiplantae; Streptophyta; Magnoliopsida; Lamiales; Acanthaceae
Product: F-box/LRR-repeat protein 15-like
Exons: 18
Coding region: 271-3135 (954 amino acids)
Molecular function (GO): protein binding
Source: RefSeq, a predicted model, not a curated record